This is a messenger RNA of Podarcis raffonei (Aeolian wall lizard), 2964 nucleotides long. Its product is annotated as vomeronasal type-2 receptor 26-like. Gene Ontology annotation, biological process: G protein-coupled receptor signaling pathway. The record is from RefSeq and is a predicted model, not a curated record. Lineage: Eukaryota; Metazoa; Chordata; Lepidosauria; Squamata; Lacertidae. Bases 1 to 2964 code for a protein of 987 amino acids. Gene Ontology annotation, molecular function: G protein-coupled receptor activity. Gene Ontology annotation, cellular component: membrane. The transcript is spliced from 9 exons.
AUGGAAAUCUGCGUGGGAAAAGGAAGUUUUGUCAACGGGGUCAUACUUCUGCUGGUGUUGCUUCUCAUACUGCUGUGUCAUUCUGUAUGCAAGACACAUUCCAUUAAUUGCAGCAUAUAUGAUCCCCUCCCGGUUUCUCAUGAAUAUUACCAGCCAGGAGACUUUGUCAUCGGUGAGAUUGUUUCUCAAGUUGUCUUCCUGUCUGAUGAACUCGGUUUCACAAAACCACCUACAGAGACCUUGAUUGAUGAACCUGUCUCAAUGCCAAAGAACUACCAGCACGUUCUGGCCUUAGCAUUUGCUGUCAAAGAAAUCAACGAGAAUCCCAACAUCUUAUCCAAUAUCUCUCUGGGGUUUCGUGUCCUCAAUAGCUACUACACUGCAAGGAUGACCUACAAGGCCACCCUGAGCCUGCUUUCUGUGCAACAGACCUUUGUCCCCAACUUUAUGUGUCACACCCAGAACAAUCUGAUAGCUCUCAUUGGGGGAUGUACCUCUGAAGUCUCUGCCAAUGUGGCCAUCAUUUCAGCAAUCCACAAGACUCCACAGCUCACUUAUGGAUCAUUUCUGCCGGUCCAAAGCACCAAAAGGCUCUUCCCAUUUUUGUACCAGAUGGUCCCCAGUGAAUCCCACCAGCACAAAGGAGUUGUGCAGUUACUUCAGCAUUUCAAAUGGACAUGGAUUGGGCUCUUGGCUGUAGAUGAUGACAAAGGGGACAGGUUUUUACAGACCAUUGUACCAUUGCUUUCCCAGAAUUAUGUUUGUUAUGACUUCAUAGUAAGAAUACCAAAAUGGGAUUUUGUGGCUGAACUGCUAGAUCUGGGGCUUAAAAGUCUGAAUAGCGUUAGCAUUGCCUUUGGGAGAAAAGCCAAUGUAGUAUUUAUUUAUGGAGAAUCUCCUUCCUUUAUGAUUUUGAGAAUUAUGCUAGUGACAGCACCAUACUUUUCAUUGCCAAUUCAAGGCAAAGUCUGGCUUGUUACAUCCCACUGGGAUUUUGCAUCACAAUCUCUUCGCAAACAGUUUGAUAUACAAACCUUUCAUGGCUCCAUAACCUUCACUGUUCACUCAAACCAGCUGGUGCAUCCAUUUCUAAAGGACAUCGCAAUCAAUAAUAGUGCUGGAGACACUGUGCGCUUUGAUGAAAAUGGUGAGCAAGUUACUGACUUUGAUGUUACAAACUGGUUGAUGUUCACCAAUGGAUCACUGGUUCGAGUCAAAGUCGGAAGACUGGAACCACAGGCUCCUCUGGGCAAAGAAUUAACCAUUUAUGAUGACCGAAUUGUUUGGCAUCCAAACUUUAAUCAGGUGCUGCCUGUUUCUUUGUGUAAUGACUACUGCUAUCCUGGCUACAGCAAGAAAAAGAAGGAGGGGGAGAAGUUUUGCUGCUAUGAUUGUGUUCCGUGUCCAGAAGGGACAGUCUCUCUCCAGAAAGAUAUGGAUGCUUGUAUCAAAUGCCCCGAAGACCAGUAUCCCAGCAAGGACCACACUCAAUGCAUUCCCAAAGUUCUAAGCUUCCUCUCUUACACAGAAAACUUAGGGAUUAUCCUGGCUACUUUGGCCAUUUCUUUCUCUUUCAUCACCAUUCUAGUGCUGGGAAGUUUUAUGAAAUGCAGGGACACACCCAUAGUCAAGGCCAAUAACCGGACCCUGACUUACAUCCUCCUCGUUUCCCUUCUUCUUUGCUUCCUCUCCACUUUGCUUUUCAUUGGACAGCCAGGAGAAGGGAUCUGCCUUCUACGCCAAAUGGUCUUUGGCAUCGUCUUCUCUGUGGCUCUUUCUUGUGUCUUGGCAAAGACCAUAACCGUGGUUCUGGCAUUCAUGGCAACCAAACCAGGAUCUGGGAUGAGGAAAUGGGUGGGGAAAAGACUGGCAAAUUCAAUUGUCCUUGUCUGCACCUUCAUUCAAGCUGGCAUUUGUAUCCUGUGGUUAAGUACUUCCCCGCCAUUCCCAGAUUCGGACAUGCACUCAUUGAAUGGGGAAAUCAUCUUGGAAUGUAAUGAGGGUUCAGCGACCAUGUUUUACUGUGUCUUGGGCUACAUGGGCUCCCUGGCCGUAAUUAGCUUCGUUGUGGCUUUUCCGGCCAGGAAAUUACCUGAUAGUUUCAAUGAGGCCAAAUUUAUUACUUUCAGCAUGUUGGUGUUUUGCAGUGUUUGGUUGUCCUUUGUUCCAACCUACCUGAGCACUAAAGGAAAAUACAUGGUAGCCGUGGAGAUCUUCUCCAUCUUGGCCUCCAGUGCUGGAUUACUGGGUUGCAUCUUUUCUCCUAAAUGCUACAUAAUUUUAUUCAGGCCUGAUCUGAACAGUAGAGAGCAAAUAAUGGCCAGAAAAAGUGAGAGGAUCAUAUAUGAUGAUCCCCUCCCUAUUCCUCAUGAAUUUUACCAGCCAGGAGGCAUUGUCAUUGGUGAGAUUGUUUCUCAAGUCUUUUUCCUCUCUAAUACGCUCUCUUUCAUGGAACAGCCUGCCCAGAUCACGAUUGACGAACCUAUAUCAGUGCCAAAGAACUACCAGCACAUUCUGGCCUUAGCAUUUGCUGUCAAAGAAAUCAACGAGAAUCCCAAUGUCUUAUCCAAUAUCUCUCUGGGGUUUCGUAUCCUCAAUAGCUACUACACUGCAAGGAUGACCUACAAGGCCACCCUCAGCCUGCUCUCCACAGAACAUAGGUUUGUCCCCAACUUCAAAUGUGACAACCAAAACAAUCUGAUAGCUUUCAUUGGGGGUUGUAUCUCUGAAGUCUCUGCCAACAUGGCCAUCAUUUCAGCAAUCCACAAGACUCCACAGCAAGAGAUAAGCCACACCAGGGAAACCGUCACUGAGUCCCAAAGCCUUCAAGCUGGUCAAGAACCCUACAGGAAUCUCCCAGUAGCAUCUGUCUGCAAUGUCCCCAAAUGCACAACUCAGAUAUUACUUCUACAGGGUUCUGUAGGGUCCCUGUUCUGGAAACAGGGAGUGGAAGUGAUUGAUUAG